This is a messenger RNA of Chara braunii, 2338 nucleotides long. NCBI's taxonomy places the organism in Eukaryota, Viridiplantae, Streptophyta, Charophyceae, Charales, Characeae. The record is from the annotation of a GenBank genome assembly.
UGGAAGACAAGAACUUAUCGUUCGGUACCCUGCACAGCCAUAUCCAGUUCUUCUUUCUCUUCCUCUCUGCGUCUCUCUCUCUCUCUCUCUCUCUCUCUCUCUCUCUCUCUCUCUCUCUCUCUCUCUCUCUCUCUCUCUCUCUGUGUUUGUGUGUGUGUGUGUAUUCAAACGCACACAUCCCCAUUACACACGACGCUGUUUGCACCUCAUUUGGUUUGUUGCUGUUGUGUAAGGUACCGGCAUCGAUGGAUCAUCGGUGGAGUUCCGUUCGAGGAGCACCAGGAGGAGGACGGGCUCGUUUUAUGUUAUUCGUUUGUCUUCUUUGUUGCUUGUGCUUUCGCUCCGCGGUUGGUCAGGCGACGGUCGUGGUGGUACAGAGCGGAGGGAGUUCGCAUCGCCCUCCUCCUCCCGUGUGUGCUUCCAGCCCGACGCAGGGUGUCAUCGAUCCUACUCUUUAUCACCCUCACGAUGCAGCAUGUCUUAUGAAGUCCAUCAAGAAGUACUCUUAUCAGGAAUUUCUCAAGGACAGGCCCAUGGCUGCCUCGCUGUUGCGGCUCUCCUUCCACGAUUGCUUGACCAAGGGUGGCGGCUGCGAUGCGUCCAUUCUGAAGCCUGGCGAGAUCACGGAUCCGAAUAACAUCAACGAAGGACUGCGGAUUACGGUGCCAGUCAUCACCAGGAUUCGACAGCGAGCGGCGGAGGAGUGCGGUGUGUACCCGACGAUGGCGGACGCCAUAGCCAGAGCUGGCGCUGCUGCCAUCGCCUUCUCUGGCCUUGCCGAUCCCACUACCGCCGGUUUCCUGCUGGGGAGACGGGACAUUGCCGACAAUCAGCCUGGUGAUGACGCCAGAACUCUGCCCGAUGCUCUCGAGCCGCUCGAUAACAUUCUCACAAAGCUUACAGGUUUCGGGUUGUCCUUGAGAGAAGUGACCGUUUUCUCUCUCGGAGGGCACAGUGUGGGCAAAUCCGCCUGCUCUCACUUCAACUUCAGACUCAACAACGGGAGCACGCCGGGCGGCUGCCAGAAACCGGUGGACCCGACCCUCGAUCCCGCCUUGGCCUGCAAGCUGGCGAAGGUCUGUGGGGAUCCGAACGCCGACGUGAAGUUUGACUUCGGGACGCCAUUUUCGCUGGACAACAACUACUUCAAGCUGCUGUUAAAACAUCAAGCUCUGCUGCGGACAGAUCAAGCGUUUGCAACCCACUCGGGGACAGCAAGCUUCGUCCGGGAAUACGCUAACGGACCGAAACGGUUCGCGAAAGAUUUCCUGAAAGCCUUUGUCAAGGUGGAGCUUGUGAGCAUCAACGGUCCGACCACUGCGCCGCCGAAGAAGUACUAUUACUGAUACUCUACUACAGUAUUUAUUCGAUCACUCCUCAAGUGUGGUCGCCUCUGUGUGAGAGAUGGAUGGCAGUAAUGAGAGUAGCAUGAUUAUUAUAGUAACAGUUAAAGUGUGGUCGCCAGAUGCUCGUAACAGCAGUGCAAAUAGCUGCGAAUGCAUCAGCUAGGGAGGAGGAAACGUAGACGCCAAGUGCAUAUGGCCGGAUUACAGUGCGUGGUUGCCAGGUGGCAGGCAUCUCGUCGGCGGUGCUAACAGAUCUCCUACGCGGGUUGUCUGUACGAGGAAGGUAGUAUAGGUGAUUAGUGGACGACAAGUGUGAAAGCAGAUAGGCUCGAGGGAAGAAACAAUUGAUAGGUUGGGGGUGGGAGGAGGGGUAGAUGAGGAAACUACCCGCUAAUGAUGAUGCGAAGGUAACACAGAUGUUAUGGAGAGUUUGAGCGUGGAAGGACAUGGUCACAUGGGACGACAGGUAGGAGAGGGGUCUCUCUUUUCAUGGAGUAUGUUAGGCGGAGAAUCUUAGUAGUUGCUUGGAGUAUGUUCGAUGAUGUCAUUCGGGUUUGCUUUUUGAGGCUUAGAGUUUGCGCGUCGCCUGCCCUUUAGAGCUCAACUCCUCGUAAGAUGAUUUCGACCACUGUACGAAUGUACAACGAAUCUGCGACGAAUCUAUAAGAAUGUACGACGGAAAAAAAAGAAAAAAAGACACGCGCACGCAUGCUAACACGUGCAUGGAUUUGAACUUGGUUUGAGCAGAGUCGACCACGUUUCUCAAGAGUAUCGCUAGCUUCGGACAAGAUGGCUAGUUCUUAUCCAUCAGUGAAACCCAUCCUGGGCUGGCUGUCAGGCUCAACCUCCUGAUCAGUCGAUGAACGUCCGACGAAAGUCUGCCACAGUAAUACUACAUUUCUGUGAAUUGAGUUAAGCGAACACACACACACACACACACACACACACACACACACACACACACACACACACACACACACACACACACACAC